AUGUCGUGCAAACCACCAAAGGCACGCGUCCGCGUCGUAGAAGGUUCCUGCUGGCCUUGCAAAAAGCGCCGCAUCAAAUGUGACCUCUCCAAACCCACCUGCUCGCGAUGCGCCAAAGUCGGCGCCGCAUGCGACUACAACCAGCGCCUCAUCCGCUGGAGCACUCGCCCCGCCGUGACCGUCCCCGCGAUAUACCGCGUCACCACACACGAUGAGCAGUUGGCCGCUUCGCUCGCCGUGUACGAGAAGCGCUCGCUCGAUUACUUCCACGGGCGCUUCUGGCCUUUGCUGUCGACAGCUUCGAAGCCUUGUGCGCCGCCGACCAUGAUGGCGUUGCAGCAUCGCGUUGUGCUCCUAGCGACGUGUGUUCUCGCCGAUUCGCAUCGAUGGCUGCAGGAUGGGAGGAAUAGUCGCAGUAUAUUAAACGUCAAGCGUGCCGAGUGCUUGGCUGCGCUGCGGGCCGAGGUGGAUGGGUGUUGUUCUAAAGAAGACGGCCCCUUGCAGACGCUUCUUUUUGCAGUGCUGCUACUUUACUUCCACGACGGGUUCCUCGAAUGCGCGCAAUCGUCAGCAUCGACAUCGAGCCACAGAGACGGAGUUCUGGCUAUCAUAAAUCAACUUGGCGGAAUGACGACAGUAUUGGGCACAGGCCAGGACCCGCUCCACAUGAUGCUGUCGGAAUUUGCAACCACCGACCUCACACACGCCAUGCUCACAGGGCGUCCUCCGUCUUUUCCGCCGGCUAUUUGGGAGGUUGUCGACCGCGGGCCAGUUUGGUGGGGACGGGAUACCCAAGGAUACUGCUCUUUGUCGACCGUGUUCCAAGAAAUAUCGAGUAUGGCCUUUUAUCUCGACACGACCUCACGUAUGGUUGAGGAAUUCUCCAUCGAGCGUAUUCGCAUCUACGAAGCUGCUCUUCGACCAACUUAUGCAUCACUGGCUGUGGAGGAUCUAUCAUCGCCACGAUCUUCACCAAUGGACCACCCACCAAUCGAAUGCGACGCCGAGUCUGCUCAAGCUUUCAGCAUGGUCCGAAUAUUUCAACACGCAGCACUGAUCUACCUAUACCGAGCAAUUUGUGGCCUACCCGCAAACCACCCACUUGUGCAACAACACACCCAGUCUUGCCUAGACUGCAUAUUCAGUAUUCAGAAACCGUCCAAGAUUCUCAACUGCGCGGUACUACCUAUCUGCAUAGCAGGUGCCCACUCGCAAUGCCCCAAACAACAAAAGCAUGUUCGCGGUAUGGCUGGGUUUAUUUAUGAUGAGAUACGAUUUGCAUCGGUUAACUCGGUCAUUGCUGUUUUGGAGGAUAUUUGGAAGCGGGCACCGGAAGAGGACAUGACGUGGAACGAAAUGUUUGUGAACCUGAACUCUCAGGCAAUCAUUCUAUAA
Molecule: messenger RNA, 1395 nt
Organism: Fusarium sp. VM40
Lineage: Eukaryota; Fungi; Ascomycota; Sordariomycetes; Hypocreales; Nectriaceae
Source: the annotation of a GenBank genome assembly